This is a messenger RNA of Scatophagus argus, 8757 nucleotides long. RefSeq names its product mitogen-activated protein kinase kinase kinase kinase 4-like. Gene Ontology annotation, molecular function: protein kinase activity; ATP binding. The record is from RefSeq and is a predicted model, not a curated record. The coding region runs from base 936 to 5408 and encodes 1490 amino acids. NCBI's taxonomy places the organism in Eukaryota, Metazoa, Chordata, Actinopteri, Scatophagidae. The transcript is spliced from 32 exons. Gene Ontology annotation, biological process: protein phosphorylation.
GGACCAUCUUGCUGUGAGGCGACAGCGCUAACCACUGCACCACCGUGCUGCCCUAACUGUAUAUAAAGAGAAUGAAACCUACUUGUUUUGCCUAAUAUUUUGUAAAUUGUUCCAUAUGUAAUACCCAAGCAGAGAGGAUGUCAGUGUGGAUCUGUCAUGUGAUGAUAGACAGGAUGUAGACAGACACUUGUUGACCUCAGCACGAUCAAAAUAACUUUUCAACCAACAACAGGGUGUGGUUCACCUGCAAAACGUCAAAGAAAUAACUAAACGACUUUGCUUGCCUUUGCUAUCAUGUAAUUAACUGAAACUGACUGCUAUUUUGUGCCUGCAGAGUCACUUUGGUGCCCCUAGGCGACCGCCUGUCGUCACAUUUCUAAAAUAAUGUCCCCACACACUGUGUGCCUGUAUCUGCUGGAGCAAAUGUGUAGUUUCCUGUUCUAAGGAGAUACAUGUCAGCUAAGCUACAGUGGCUACAUGUGCAGGCUUAGUUCUUAGACCUUAGCACAACUAUAAAUCCAUUUUACAGUAUCAGUGUAAGUAGGUGUUUAGGAGGUGAGGACCUAGUUGAAUUACAGUUCCCUCUUCUGGGGAGUAGGGGGGGGCAAUCAUAUCCUGUUCAGGGCCCCAAGAAGUCUUGGACUGUCCCUGUCAGGGGAGAAGACAGGGAGAAGGGGCGGAGAAUACAGAUAGAGUGAGGGAGAGAGAGAGAGAGAGCGAUCGAGAGCACUCUGCGCGCCGUCAGUCGGUCGGUAUGUAGUAGCGGUGGAGCUUCUGUCCGGGAUUUCAAAGAGGGAAAAACGCGCCUUGGAUAGAAAAUAUCACCAGCGGGAUUAUAAAGAAAAUUACCCGAGGAUGAGAGACACACCGUCCGCCUAAAGGAGACUGAAAACACGCCGUUAUUCUGCUCAUUUAUCACCGUUUUUUUUUCGAAAAUGGCGAACGACUCUCCGGCUAAAAGUCUGGUGGAUAUAGACCUGGCAUCCUUGAGGGAUCCUGCUGGGAUUUUCGAGUUAGUGGAAGUGGUUGGAAACGGCACCUAUGGACAAGUCUACAAGGGUCGACAUGUCAAGACGGGACAACUGGCAGCCAUCAAAGUCAUGGAUGUCACCGAGGAUGAAGAGGAGGAAAUUAAGCUUGAGAUCAACAUGCUGAAGAAGUACUCCCACCACAGAAACAUAGCCACCUACUAUGGAGCCUUCAUCAAGAAAAGUCCACCAGGCCAUGACGACCAGCUAUGGCUGGUGAUGGAGUUCUGUGGCGCCGGGUCCAUCACGGAUCUAGUGAAGAACACCAAAGGCAACACACUGAAGGAGGACUGGAUCGCCUACAUCUCCCGAGAGAUCCUCAGGGGUUUAGCUCACCUGCAUGCUCAUCAUGUCAUCCACCGUGACAUCAAGGGACAAAACGUGCUGCUCACUGAAAACGCUGAAGUCAAACUGGUGGACUUUGGUGUGAGUGCUCAGCUGGACAGGACCGUAGGUCGAAGGAACACCUUCAUUGGUACGCCAUAUUGGAUGGCUCCUGAGGUCAUCGCUUGUGACGAAAACCCGGAUGCUACAUACGACUACAGGAGUGACCUGUGGUCGUGUGGGAUCACCGCAAUAGAGAUGGCUGAGGGAGCUCCCCCUUUGUGUGAUAUGCAUCCAAUGAGAGCCCUCUUCCUCAUCCCCAGAAACCCUCCUCCUCGACUCAAGUCCAAAAAAUGGUCAAAGAAAUUCUUCAGCUUCAUUGAGAGCUGCCUGGUGAAGAAUUACACUCAGCGUCCUCCCACUGAGCAGCUUCUUAAACACCCCUUCAUCCGGGACCAGCCCAACGAGAGGCAGGUCCGCAUCCAGCUCAAAGACCACAUCGACCGCACCAAGAAGAAGAGGGGCGAAAAGGAUGAGACAGAGUACGAAUACAGUGGCAGCGAAGAAGAGGAGGAGGAAGCAUCUGAGCAAGAAGGAGAGCCAAGCUCCAUAGUGAAUGUGCCCGGUGAGUCGACUUUGCGCCGUGACUUCAUCCGGCUGCAGCAGGAGAACAAGGAGCGUUCAGAGGCGCUGCGUCGCCAGCAGCUCCUCCAGGAGCAGCAGCUCCGUGAGCAGGAGGAGUACAAGCGCCAACUACUGGCCGAGAGGCAGAAACGUAUCGAGCAGCAGAAGGAGCAAAGGAGACGGCUGGAGGAGCAACAGCGACGUGAGCGCGAGAUGAGGAGGCAGCAGGAGCGAGAGCAGCGCCGACGUGAGCAGGAGGAGAAGAGACGCAUCGAGGAGAUGGAACGACGCCGCAAAGAGGAGGAAGAGCGCAGGAGGGCCGAGGAGGAAAAGAGGAGGGCCGACCGAGAACAGGAGUACAUCCGCCGUCAGUUGGAGGAGGAGCAGAGGCACCUGGAGAUCCUGCAACAGCAGCUGCUUCAUGAACAGGCCAUGCUGCUGGAGUAUAAAUGGCGGGAGCUCGAGGAGCAACGCCAAGCCCAGAAGCUCCAGAAACAGCUGCAGCAGGAGCAGGCCUACCUCCUGUCCCUCCAGCAAAACCAGAACCUGGACAGUAGCAAAACAGCUCAGCAACAGAGCACCAAACCCCCACAGAGCCUCGAAAAGGACAGGCUAAAGCCCCCGCAGAACCCUGAAGCAGAUACGUCAAAACAACCACAGAGUGCUGACUUUGAAAAGACAAGGUCCAGUCAAAAUCACAGUCUGGAGAAAACUACAGAAACCAAGCUACGUGCCGCUGACCUCCAAGGCCCUGCUGCUGACUCUGAGCCAGUCAGAGAGGCUGAUGAGCGAUACAGGAAGAACAUCCAGGGUUCUCCUCAGUCAGCUCAGACCAAACCACAGCAGCCUCCGGUGCCACCACGCUCCGAAUCUUCCUACCCCAAUGGGAACUCGGCGUCCGAGGCGCCUGCCAUGCACCGGCCUGUGGAACCGCAGGUGCGCUCUCAUCUGGCUGCUUUAAAAAGCAGUGGCAGCGUGGCCUCGUCAAACUCUUCUGCUACCACCCUGCCCAUUGUGUCGCGGUCGCAGUCCUUCAGCGAGCCGCUCGCUAGCUUUGAAAAUCUACACCUUCGCAACAGCCAAGAACCCCAUCAACACCAUCACCCUCCAUCUUCAUCACCAUCCUCGUCAUCAUCAAAGCCUGCACGUACUGAUCCACAACCCCAUCCCCAGCUUAGACCCUCACCCCAUGAGCUGGCCCCUUCAGAGGAGGUCCCGCCCAGGGUUCCUGUCAGGACUACGUCAAGGUCCCCGGUGUUGUCAAGGCGAGACUCGCCUCAUCACCAUGGCAACGCCUCACACAGCAGCCAUGCUGUGCAACGCAACGCUGCCAGUGCAGCGGAGCCUAGGCUGCUGUGGGAGCGAGUGGAGAAACUGGUUCCCAGGCCAACCAGUCACAGCGGCAGUGGAGGCUCCAGUUCCUCCAGCAGCUCCAGUAACUCCAGCUCUCAGGCCGGUUCUCACUGCGGCUCUGGAGAGAGGUUCAGGGCCCGCUCCUCAUCCAAAUCUGAGGGUUCGCCCCUCCAACGUCCAGAGAAUGCUGGGAAAAAACCAGAGGAGAGGAGGGACUUGGUCAGGCCAAACAGACCAGCGGACCUGACAGCUCUGGCCAAGGAGCUGCGUGCAGUGGAUGAUGUUCGUCCCCCAAACAAGGUGACAGAUUAUUCAUCCUCCAGUGAAGAAUCAGACACCACUGAUGAAGAUGAUGAUGAAGAGGUAGACCAGGAGGCAGGUGAAGAGUCCACUUCUGGCCCGGAGGAUUCCAGAGCUGUCUCCUCCAGGCUGAGUAACGGCGAGACGGAGUCAGCGAAAACCAUGAUUGUGCACGAUGAAGGUGAGAGCGACGCUGGCUCGACGCCCUGCAAAGACAGCACGCUGAUCGUCAGACAGAGUGCAGGUGACAACAGAAAGCGUCCAAGCCCCGGCCCGGGUCAAACUCAGACCCCUGGCCUACUUGCAGGCUUUGCCCCAAGUCCCGGGUCAGGCCCGGGCCUGGGCCACCACACCCCCAGCCCCCACCAUCAUCAUCACCACCACCACCACCAUCACCCCACACAGCACACGGACAGAAACGGCUUUGCUGGCCGCAUCCACCAUCUCCCAGACCUGAUCCAGCAGAGCCACCAUUCCUCCCCCUCUUCCACUGCAUCCAACUCCCCUUCCUCUUCCAGCCUUGCAAGCCCUUCCUCCAUGUCCCCUCAGAGUCCCUUGGACAAGCUCAGCAUCCUCACGGAGAGCCAGUCUAGUAACAACAUGCAGAAACACAAGUCCUCCUCCUCCUUCACCCCAUUCAUCGACCCACGUCUCCUCCAAGUCUCUCCAUCCACCGGCAGCGCCCUUAACAACAUUGGCUACGGGAACGACGCCCGGCUGGCAGAGGCGCUGAGGGCUGACCCAUCUCGGAAAGGCUCCGUGGUAAACGUCAACCCGGUAAACACUCGCCCGCAGAGCGACACACCAGAGAUCCGCAAAUACAAGAAGAGGUUCAACUCUGAGAUCCUGUGUGCUGCGCUGUGGGGAGUAAACCUGUUGGUGGGAACAGAGAGCGGUUUGAUGCUGCUGGACCGCAGCGGUCAGGGGAAAGUCUACCCUCUGAUCAACCGACGGCGCUUCCAGCAGAUGGAUGUCCUGGAGGGACUGAAUGUCCUUGUCACUAUAUCAGGUAAGAAAAACAAGCUGCGUGUGUAUUACCUGUCCUGGCUGAGGAACAAGAUCCUGCACAAUGACCCUGAGGUGGAGAAGAAACAGGGUUGGACCACCGUAGGUGACCUGGAGGGCUGCGUCCACUACAAAGUUGUAAAAUAUGAGAGGAUCAAAUUCUUGGUUCUGGCUCUGAAGAACUCUGUGGAGGUCUACGCCUGGGCACCCAAGCCCUACCACAAGUUCAUGGCCUUCAAGUCUUUUGGUGACCUGGUGCACAAGCCCCUGCUGGUCGACCUCACCGUUGAGGAAGGUCAAAGGUUAAAGGUCAUCUAUGGCUCAUGUUCAGGCUUCCACGCCGUGGAUGUCGACUCUGGCGCUGUCUACGACAUCUACUUACCAACCCACAUCCAGACUAGUAUCCAGUCUCACGCCAUCAUCAUCCUGCCCAACACUGAUGGCAUCGAGCUUCUGGUGUGCUACGAAGACGAGGGUGUUUACGUCAACACCUAUGGACGCAUCACCAAGGAUGUGGUGCUGCAAUGGGGGGAGAUGCCAACCUCCGUGGCCUACAUUCGUUCCAACCAGAUCAUGGGUUGGGGAGAGAAGGCCAUAGAGAUCCGCUCAGUGGAGACCGGUCAUCUGGAUGGCGUCUUCAUGCACAAGAGAGCCCAGAGACUCAAGUUCCUCUGUGAAAGAAAUGACAAGGUGUUUUUUGCCUCCGUUCGAUCUGGAGGAUCCAGCCAGGUCUACUUUAUGACUUUGGGCCGAAGCAACCUGCUCAGCUGGUAGAGGUCCGUACCCCACCCUCUUACUCCUCCUUCUCCUCAUCCUCCUCGUUGUCCUCCACCCUCACUAACACUGGAUCUCAGAACCCACCGUCGAAGUCUUGUCAGCACUCGGGACAACCAAAAGAGAACAAAAACAACAACCGACCAGCCCUUCGAAGCAGCCGACAACAAUGACUUCACAGUUCCUCCGGAGCCAAACUGUGGCUCAGUCUGUCAAGUCACGCAGUUGUCGCCCUCUGAAAUACCUGAAGUGACGACUUGUGUACAACAUGAAAUCCAUGAUUAAUUAAUAUAUGAAAGAAAGUUGAAAUAAAUUAAAUGUGAAUUUGAGAAAAGGGGGCAAACAAUUUCUUGUUUCCCCUCUCCGUUUUCUUGGUGCUCAUCAGAUUGCGAUGGGACAGAUUUUGUACCUCUGCAUCAUUUCUGUGCUCCUGGGCUGGUCAGUAAUCUUGAGGUCUUCUAACUACUAGUACUGCUAUCACUCUUAUUACUACUACUGCAACUACCUUCUGCAGGUCUGCCUCUCGUGGGAGAGCUCCCUUUCUGCCCCAUGCUCCUGCCCCUCCGCCCUUUCUUAAGAGCGUUUAAUGGGGCCCGACGACGUGGGGGUCUGUUGUAUUAAUGCUACAGUAGUGUGUGUAAAUGUACUUCUGUUUGGUCCAAUUACUGCUGACACGCUGGUUAGUGGUCGAGACGGUCAGCCAUGGGUAAAUUGUAAAACCCCGCAGCCUGAGUGGCUCGUCACAGUAACAAGCAGGCAAGAGGGGCCUAAUAUCUGAGGUUCUACUGAAAGUCUGAUUGAUGGGACUCGACAGGAGGGGGUGUGUGUGUGUGUGUGUGUGUGUGUGUGUGUGUGUGUGUGUGUGUGUGUGUGUGUGUGUGUGUGUGUGUGUGUGUGCGUGUGUGUGUGUGUCGUUGAAGUAUUGUGUUGUUCGGACAGGUGCUUUAAAAAAGGGGAUGAUAAAUACGCUGAAGCAGAUGGAUUUCAGAAUAGUAUUUUUUGAAUUAUUACUGUUAUCAUUAUUAUGAUUAUUAUUAUUAUUCCUUGAAGAUAAGUGUAACUAUGUGGAGUGAAACAUGUCUUUAACCUUGUUUUUUAAGAUUUAUGCACAUCCACCCACAGUCCGCAGUUUGCUUGCUUUUUCUCUUAUCCCAGAAGUACAAAGGUGUGUUUGUCUAAGAAGAACACGAUGUGGGUGUGGUCCAAAAAACUAAAUAAAAUUGUCUUUGUAUAAUAAGAGUUCAUUUAAUCUUCCAGAUCAGUGGUCAAUGUUUUUCCCCCACGGGUGAAACAUGACAAGCUCAUCUCUGGUAGGGCGGUCAGCCAGUGUUUCUCAACUCGAGAAACUUGAACUGCUGUGAACAGUCAGAUCUAAAAUGGAAAAAAUAAAAAAUAAAAAAAAAAAGAAAACGAUAAUGGAGUUGAGGAGGAGUAAAGUAGACGAGAGAGUUCAGUAUGUGUGUGUGCUUGUGCAGUCAGAGAGUUGAGUGUCAGACAAAUUUGAUUUUCGUGGCAGAGAGGUAAACGCAUGGUCAGCAGGUUUGUUUCAGCAGAGUUUUCCUGGAAGGUGAUUUUCCAUUUCAUUCUUUCAAAUCACUUCAUUUUUCAUUUGUGUGAAUGCAAUGCACUAAGUGUCAAGAAUGUAGAACGACAUAUUACUGUGUGGUGGUCCAAGGCAUGAGAUGAUGUUUUUGCUUUGUAUCUUGUCACAAGUGAUCAGACCUAGAUGUUCAAUUUCAAGUUAAGACGAUUGAAAGCUGCAGCAAUGGAGCGUCGACGUCAGUUGUAGAUAUUUUCUGGGGGAAGCGUUCUGUUAUUUGUUUUGCAACAUUUUCUGCAGCUGUGAGAAUCUGUGUGGGAGCAAACGUGAGUGCGUCAGAGCUGAGGAGGGUUUUCUGGCAUCCUGCAAGUUCUUCUCGCAUAUGUCAGGCACUCGUUUCCAUCAAACAAGGAUGUAAACCUCAUUGUUUCAGCACUCAGACUCUGAAUUUCAGUGUUACUGUGAUGAAGUUGCACAACUUACACGGAGCGGAACAAUUUCCUCACUCGACUCUUUGUGAAGAAAGUGAUGACGGAAACCCACAUUUUCGGGAAGGAAUUCUAUUCUGUAUGUUGUGCCCCCCGCCCCCCACUUUCUGCUCCAGCUAUUAUUUAAGUUUUGUUUGUAUAUGUGAAAGACUGAGCAGCAAACUGCAGCAUCGAUCUCCUUCAGGCCGGCAUCUGCCGAGCUGGACUUUUCUGUUUCCACAGCGACUCUGCACAUUGUUCACUGAAAACAGGGACAAAGGAGAGUCCAAUUUGUGCUUUUCAUUUCACAUCCAAACGCGUUCUCGUCACAAGCAAAGAAAGUUUACCUUGGGCGUGUUUUUUUUUUUCCCCCUUGACCAUAACGAUUACAACAACAAGCGGUGUUUUGACCCCUGAAAAGGUUACUGCCAGUCACUCAGUAACAGUUCCUGUCAUAAACUUCUUUCCUCCCCUCGUGCAGAGAAGCCGUUUGGACCCCAAUGCCGUGUCGUCUGAGGUCUGUGUGUGCAGUAGUACCUGGUGUGUGUCUCUUAUUGCAUCAAGGCCUUGAUGAGUGGCUGUAUUGUCUUCAUGAAAAAAAAACUGUCGUUACUAUUGAUAUUCUUAAUGGGCUUAAAAAAAAAAAAAGGAUGCGAUAUAAGUCUGUAUUUGAGAUAAAGCAGUCGCUUGCCAACUCACAUUGGUAAAAAUUCCAGAAAGGCAACAUUUAUUAACAUGUAAACCUAUUGUCAUGAAAACCACUACUUGGAAAUCCUUUUUGACAAACAUCACUUGAAGCAUUGUGUAUUACGUUUUAGCGCUAGUCGAGAAGCUUAACAAUAGUUUCUGUGGUUUCUGUAAGUCUAUGUACACGUAAAUAUGCGACUGUGGUGGUUUAAUAUUAUUAUGCUCACCUUAGGUGGAGAAAAUGUUUACAGAGGUAAUGUUUUGUUACACUAAUGUGCAUCUUCGGUAUUUAUGUUUAAUGCAUUUGCGUCUUGGUUCUUUCAUUGUUUGUUUUUUUUUUGAGCCCAGUUUUUAUUGGAUAUUUUCUUCUUUUUUUUUUUUUUGUCAUCUCCACCUGCCCCGCUUGAUAACCGACUUACAAAACAAGAAAGAACACAAAUGUUGUUCAUUUCAGGUAUUCCCCUAGCGCUGCUUAAACAUGGAAACAUUGCAGUUGAGUUCCCUGCAGGCUUGGAUGUGAGGUGACGUGUGUUUCCUCUGCUGUUUCUGCCAUGCUACUCUAACUUAUGUCCUCUCUGUGUAUGACAGGAAGUCAUGUAUUUUCCUGAAGGUUUUUUUUUUUUUUCUUUGAAUAAACUUUAAAAGUAAUUUUAAA